Molecule: messenger RNA, 1071 nt
Organism: Dujonia railenensis
Lineage: Eukaryota; Fungi; Ascomycota; Pichiomycetes; Serinales; Debaryomycetaceae
Source: the annotation of a GenBank genome assembly
AUGACAGACUCAAGCAAAGGUUCCACUCGACUACAGACCUUAGUUGAACUAGCCACUCAGAAAUGUAUUCAAAACAUAUACAAAUUAAACGAUGUCGGAUCCACACCAUUUCACUUAUUGAGCCCGGUUUUGGAACGUAUGAACGCAAAACAGCUUUCAACGAUAGAAACCUGUAGCCCUCAUCUCAUCCCUCUAUCAGAUACCUUGUGGCCGAACUUGAUAGAGAAAGAUUUCCCAGACAGACCCAUUUACAGUAAAAGGCGACCAGUACCAAUACGGCCGUCAAUAAGACAUACCAAGGGCGAUCUUUUUGAUGAGAGAAUGCCGAACCGAUCACUCUACUAUCAGUACAGUCAGGAGCGAGAUGCCUUCAGAAAUGAUCUGGCGAAGAGACUCAGAAGAAUCACCGAGAGGUUGAAGCAAGAGAAAGAGGCGAAGGCUAUAGUGGCUGUGCCGACUUUGCUAAGAGAUCCAACUGUAAACAGCAGAAAAAGGAUGUACAAUGGCACCUCCGUAGGGCGAAAUACUUCGUCUUACCAGCUGAACACAAUCAUUGGCAAGGCGAGAAGAGAAUUGAAGAACAGACUGAUUAUGUUCCAGGGAAAGAACCAGAACAGAUACGAUGCAUAUGCUGCAUUUAAGCAGCAACCACAGCUGCUGUCGCCGGUUGAACGUAGGCUCAGUAGAAAGCCUACUUCAUUCAAUACAGCUGAAACAAGGAGGCAGGUUCUUCUUCACAGGCCCACCGUAGAAGAUGUGAAAAGAAAAGAGGUAGAGAGCCUAUUCACGAGUCCACUGGAAAUACUUCCUAAUCAAAGUGAUGGUGCUACUUUCGAAGACAGCACAACUUCGGUUGAGACAGCAAGUUCAGAGACUAUACUACCUCCCAGAAAGCGAAGACCACCACCUUCGAUAUUCCUCUCCCGUAAACGGCCCCAGCUGAAACUGAGUCCAGUUAAGUCCAGACCUAAAGGAUCUACUUCUAGUACCGACUCUACAGCAUCCAAAGUUACUACAGAGGUGAGUGAGCCCUCUAAGAUACAGGCAAUCCGGUCCUCUAUCUUCAGUUAG